AAAGCUCUUUCAGAAAUUGCAAUUCGAUUUUGUGUAUUAGUUUUGUUAACAGAAUAUAGGCGGUACAAUGAAAACGGCGGAAGAAGUUCCAUUUGUAGCAUUUAGUGUUAAAGUUUGGAAAUUUAUGGGAUUUCUUUUUGCCACCAAAUACUCAAAUCAACGAUAUUUCUUUUUGUUAAUUAAUGUCGCCCUCAAUAUUUCUCAAUUUGCAUACCUUUUCACGGAAGAAAAACUGGAUAAGUUAAUUUUAAAUGGAUAUUUUACGGUUUGGUAUUUCAAUUGCAUUAUGAGAGUUGUUAUUGUUCUUAAGAGGCAAAAAGACUAUGAAGAUUGUAUACAUAAACUAGUGAGGCUGUAUAAUUUCAUUGAAACUACUGGGGACGAGUAUAUGGUGAAUUUAUUGCAAGAAGUUGGUAAAAAAGCUCACAGGUUUUCAAUUAUGAAUGUUUGUUUGUCCCUCACAACUGGUGCCUGUUUUCUUAUUUACCCCGUUUUUACUGGAAUGCAAGAUCUUCCUUAUGGAGUUUAUGUUCCGUUUUUAAACACAUCAAAUAGAUUUACUUACAAAUUGUUGUAUUUGUAUGAGAUAUUGGCGACUCCUCCGGGUGUUACACUCUACAUACCUUUUUCAAAUCUCGUGAUAUCCUUUUUCCUCUUUGCCCAUACCCUUAUGCAAAUCCUCCGGUACAAAUUGAACAUUUUGAUGGAUCCUGAAAAAGAUCAAGAUGAAAAAAUGACAGAGAAGAAACUCAAAAUUGCAAUUAAAUAUCAUCAGGUUCUAAUUGUUCUUAUUGAUGAUAUCAAUUCCCUUGUAGUCAGUGUCAGCUUCAUCGAAAUCAUUUUCUUCACCAUGCUCCUAUGUGCUCUUCUUUUUGUUCUAAAUAUCGUAGAGCUACUCCCACAAAUCUGCCUUUCAUGCCUCUACAUCGUCUUGAUAAUGACACAGCUUUUCACACUCUAUUGGGGUGCCAAUGAAGUUACAGUUGAAAGUCUUAAAGUCAGAGAAGCACUUUAUGACAUGCCAUGGUACAACAUGAACGAAAAGUGCAAGAAACUUCUCCUCAUCGUCAUGAUAAGGUCUUCACGUCCUCUUCAAAUUGUUGCCGGAAACAUCUAUCCAGUUACAUUGCAAAUGUUUCAAUCCUUGGCCAAUGUAUCAUAUUCCUACUUCACCAUUUUACGCAGAGUUUACCAAUGA
Molecule: messenger RNA, 1198 nt
Organism: Phlebotomus papatasi
Lineage: Eukaryota; Metazoa; Arthropoda; Insecta; Diptera; Psychodidae
Product: odorant receptor Or2-like
Exons: 4
Coding region: 68-1198 (376 amino acids)
Biological process (GO): detection of chemical stimulus involved in sensory perception of smell; sensory perception of smell
Cellular component (GO): plasma membrane
Molecular function (GO): odorant binding; olfactory receptor activity
Source: RefSeq, a predicted model, not a curated record